GUAAAACUGGCGAGUGGGGGUUGCGCGCCCAGUUUUGAGCAGCAAAGCUCACACUUCACCUAAGUUCUGGUGAUCAAAGCUGCUCUGCAUGCGAAGCCGAAAAUAUUGACGUUAUAGGAAUUGUUUGACAUUCUAUACUGCGGAUAGUUAUUUUAGUUAAAGAAAUUGUUCGAUAUUUUAUUCUGCGAACAGUUGUCAGAAAAAAAUGGCAGAUCUUCGAGUUUGGGAGCUAAAGGAACAGAUGAUCUAUGGAUCGAUCAAGGAUUUUAUGGCUGAGAUCGCAAGCAUCUAUGAUGUUCGGCAGGAAAUGAACUUGCGGCGGUUCUUCGAAUGUAUUCGGGAUAUGGGCUGUUGCGCGCUUGCCGAAAUAGAACAAAGAAGAAUACGCCUAGCGAAGGAAGUCCACAACAUGAGGAAUGAGACACUAAAACUUGGAAAGGAUCUAAAAUUUGAGAUCAAAAAUGGUGAAUAUAAAAACUUAUCACUAUACGGCAAGAGAGUCAGACUGCGAGAACAGCUAGAAUCUUUAAAGUCUGAUCAACAAAAAAAAUUGGACGCGAAAAAGGAACUUCUGGAAAAGGAAAAAGAAAUUUGCAAGGUUCUUGGCUCCAAACCCAUUGGAAUGGCGGCAGUAAUACCUACCGAAACUAACUUGACGAGUUUCAGAUUGUACUUGGCCGGAAUUGAAGCUGAAAAGCAAGAGGCAGAGAAGAAACGAAACCAGCUGAAAGUUUUGUGGAAUUAUCUGGACGUGCCGGCUAAACAGCGUGAAGAAUUUCUGGAUAGAAAUAAAAGAUAUACCGCCAGUACGAGAAAAGCUAUCGAGGAUGAAAUCAAAAGAUGCGAGCAACAGAAGAGUGAGAUUAUUGCAAGUAACGUAUCAGAUCUGCGCUCCCAAAUCGAAGUAUUGUGGAAGCGAUGUCGUUUUGGGGAGGAGGACCGUGAAGCGUUCAAACCCUUUCACGAUCAAACUUUUACGGAGGAUUUGUUGAUGCUCCACGAGGAAGAGCUGCAGAGGUUGCGCAAAUACUACGAAACCAACAGAAAACUAUUUCAACUUGCCGAGGAACAAGACGAAAGGAACCAGGAAAUUAUUGAUCUGGAACAAAGGGCGGAGAGUCCGGAUCGUUACUACACUCGACGCGACGAGCGCGAUGAGAACGAACAACGCAUAGAAGAUAUUCAGCAGGAACUGCUGACUAUAGAGAACCAAUUAAAAUUCUUGGUUAACGAUUACGAAACGAAAAAUGGGGGACCAUGUACAAGAGUCGGAACAAAAUUGGUCAAGGCGUUGAGAUCUGCUUUGCCAAAUGCACUACAUGUGGGCUAAAGCUAGAGCAAGUGGUAAGCUAAGCGGAAAAGGGAGAUCCAACACCUUUCAAUACCUCCCAAUAAAUCGCCAUCAACGCCUCGCUUGGUAUCACGAAGGCUGAAAACAACGUCGACCUUGCGCCUCGCCCCCGCUCCAGGUACUUUACUUUUCAUUUUCUGAUUACCUUGACUCGUUUUCAAUUGAUGAAAAAAAUCGAUAGAAUUAAGCAGCGAACUAUUUCCAUUUAUAAUCUCUGUGUACGAUAAAAUAUGCAUUUUAAACUUUUGUAAUCACGGUACUUUGUUGUUUCUCACUUGAAACUCUGUAAUCAAUAAAUUAUUAUAAACAUAUUGCAAAACUCUCCGGGAUUAUUGUUUUCGUUCAGUGCGCUCGAGCAACAGAACUUGGGAACCUGUAAGAUCGGUACGAGUCGGCAUUUUCCAAGCACAUGGCAUUAUACACCGAACGAAAUGUUUGUAAAGACUAA
Messenger RNA from Neodiprion virginianus, 1799 nucleotides. Its product is annotated as protein regulator of cytokinesis 1-like. NCBI's taxonomy places the organism in Eukaryota, Metazoa, Arthropoda, Insecta, Hymenoptera, Diprionidae. The record is from RefSeq and is a predicted model, not a curated record. Gene Ontology annotation, biological process: microtubule cytoskeleton organization; mitotic spindle midzone assembly. Gene Ontology annotation, molecular function: microtubule binding. The transcript is spliced from 10 exons. Bases 206 to 1330 code for a protein of 374 amino acids. Gene Ontology annotation, cellular component: cytoplasm; spindle; mitotic spindle midzone.